AUGGAGGCCUACUCGAGGGACCUGCUGCGCGGCGUCGGCGGGGGAGGCGAGACCGGUCGCGGCGAGGAGAAGCCGCGGCGCCUGGAUUCGCAGGCCGAGGAGGUCGAGCUUAGCCUCGGCCUGUCGCUCGGGGGGCGAUUCGGGCAGGAGAGGAGGAGGGGCGAGGGGCUCGCCAGGUCCUCGUCCGUCGCCUGCAUCCAGCAGGUGGCGCCGGCGCCGCCCGCGCUCCCCAGGACAAGCUCCCUGCCGCCUAUGGCGGAGGCGGAGGCGGGGAACAACGCCGCUUCGCCUAGGAGCGGCGCUGAGGUCCAACCGCAGGGGAGUGGUGUCGCUCUGAACGGCGUCGUGGUAGAGCCCGCAGCUUUGCCACGGGCGAGGUUGAGCCCCCCGUCCACAGGCUCGUCGGGCGGCGUAGGGAAGCUGCGGGCGAGCGUGAGCCCCCCGUCCACAGGCUCGUCGGACGGCGAAGGAAUCCUCGUGAGGACAAGUUCACUCCCUGCUGGCAUCGAGGACGGGUGGAGGAAGAGGAAGCUAGCAGAAACUCUGAACAAACUCGAAAUGAAGAGGAGUAUCGACAGGAUGAACUCUUCCAACGUUUCUGUAGGGGAAGUUGGAGAGAACCCAGAUGAAAUGAGUGAGCAGGCAGGAGGAAAGGCAACAGUACAAAGAAUGAACCGUACCAAUGUGAGGCGUCGCUUGAGUGGGCUUCCUCCACCAUAUCAGCCUCCAGCUGCAUCACAAGGUCCGAAAAGGAAUUCAGCUUUGAAAGGAACUCCUGGCACUCUAGGGCGGAGCCUGUCAUCGGCUGUUCUGCCCUCGUCUGUGGGUGCAAACAGCAGCGCCGUGGCAACCUCUUCAUCUUCAGCAUUGGCGGUGAGAGCAGCAGCCCCUGGCAUCUCCAUAGGGGAGCAGAAGGAUGGUUCGGAAUGGCCGGCGGCAAGAGCUACUAGGACUAGGAGCGUGGCAGACAUGGUGCGGAAGAUGCCAGUGGUGUACACCAGCGGGCUCCGCAACGGCGAGAGGAUCGACGGCUUCCUGUACCAGUACAGCAGAGCUGAGGAGGUGAGGAUUGUGUGUGUGUGCCAUGGUAGCUUCCUGACUCCGGCGGAGUUUGUGGCGCAUGCUGGAGGCGGCGAAGUCGCCCACCCGAUGAGGCACAUCGUCGUGAACCCCCCGUCGUCUUCGCUCUAG
Molecule: messenger RNA, 1191 nt
Organism: Triticum turgidum subsp. durum (durum wheat)
Lineage: Eukaryota; Viridiplantae; Streptophyta; Magnoliopsida; Poales; Poaceae
Source: the annotation of a GenBank genome assembly